GGGUCCCUUAUUCAGAGGUUCUCCCUAGGGGUCCCUUAUUCAGAGGUUCCCCCUAGGGGCCCCUUGUUCUGUGGUUUCACAGUAUUACGUUGACGUGGGUAAAAA
Molecule: messenger RNA, 105 nt
Organism: Geodia barretti
Lineage: Eukaryota; Metazoa; Porifera; Demospongiae; Tetractinellida; Geodiidae
Source: the annotation of a GenBank genome assembly